Molecule: messenger RNA, 132 nt
Organism: Funneliformis caledonium
Lineage: Eukaryota; Fungi; Glomeromycota; Glomeromycetes; Glomerales; Glomeraceae
Source: the annotation of a GenBank genome assembly
UACACUCUUGAAGAAGAAAAAUAUAUCUUUAUUGAAAAGGUUAAAAAUCCAAAAUCUGUUACAAUAUUAGUUAAAAAACCUAAUUCUCAUACAAUUGCACAGAUUAAUGAUGCUAUUCAUGAUGGAUUAUAA